This is a messenger RNA of Arabidopsis arenosa, 1235 nucleotides long. Lineage: Eukaryota; Viridiplantae; Streptophyta; Magnoliopsida; Brassicales; Brassicaceae. The record is from the annotation of a GenBank genome assembly.
CCAAAGCUUGAGUCCAAGAAGAUCAUUGAAGCUAAAACAAAAGAAAUGGUGGAUCUUUGUUUCUUUAUGUAUUUUCUUAGUCUUGCUCGGAGAUUCUCUCGUCAUGCUUCUCUUGAACUUCUUCUAUGUCCAAAUGGAGCAAGACUUUCAUGAAAUUUAUGACCAAGAUCUACAAUACAAAGGAACAUGGACGCAAGCUCUGAUACAAAACGCUGCGUUUCCUAUUCUCAUACCUCUCUUUUUCAUUUUCCCUAAACCAAAACAAAACCUUGAAACCAACAAUACUAGAUUCCUCACCUUGCGUCUCUUCUUCCUUUACUUAUCUCUUGGUGUUCUUGUUGCUGCUCACAGCAAAUUGUUUGCACUCGGGAAAUUAGUCUCAAACUAUGGCAUCUUCAUGUUGAUUUCCGCAACCCAAUUGAUAUUUACCGCUAUUUUAACAGCCAUCAUUAACCGUUUCAAGUUUACUAGAUGGAUCAUCAUAUCGAUAUUACUCACUAUUGUGAUUUACGUUCUCGGUAUACCUGACUUUGGAGGACAGCCUCAAGAGGGAGAAGAAUAUGGAUACAACAUCCAAGCUUGGUUAGCUUUCUCUGCUACGAUUGCUUUCUCAUUAUCUCUCUGCUUAAUCCAACUCGGGUUCGAGAAACUCCUGGUGAAGACCAAGAGAUAUGGUAACAAGAAAGUGUUUAGAAUGGUCUUAGAGAUGCAAAUAUGUGUCUCUUUUGUCGCCUCGAUUAUUUGUCUUGUGGGUUUGUUUGCAAGUGGUGAGUAUAAGGAACUGAAAGGCGAUAGCAGGAGGUUUAAGAAAGGGGAAGCGUAUUACGUUCUUAGUUUGGUUGGGUUGGCUUUGUCGUGGCAGGUUUGGGCGGUCGGGCUGAUAGGUUUGGUGCUUUAUGUUUCGGGUGUGUUUGGCGACGUUGUUCAUAUGUGUGCUUCACCACUUGUGGCUUUGUUUGUUGUCUUGGCAUUUGAUUUUAUGGAUGAUGUAUUUAGUUGGCCUAGAAUUGGUUCUUUGAUAGGAACAACUCUGGCCUUGGGAUCUUACUUCUACACUCUACACAAGAGAAACAAGAAGAAGAUGUCGGAACUUAAUUAAAGUGAGAACAAUGUGGAAUUUAGUCUCUCAUGUCAAAUGUAUGCUUGUGUUUCUUAAUCUGUUCUUGUUUUUCUGAUUCUUGUAAGUCAAUGCCCAAAAUAUGUUGUAUAGAUCUUUAUCAUAUUGUGUAAUUUAU